This is a messenger RNA of Durusdinium trenchii, 717 nucleotides long. NCBI's taxonomy places the organism in Eukaryota, Dinophyceae, Suessiales, Symbiodiniaceae. The record is from the annotation of a GenBank genome assembly.
AUGCCGCCGCGAGAGCUUGCAGGUCUCAAGCCUGGAGACAAAGUGAUCUUUUGGCCGACCAUACCAGAUCCAUUCAAAGAGUAUCCCAGUUCUUGGCCGGUGGGUGGAGAGAUGACGUUUCUUGAGGAAGUUCCAUCAGCGGCCAGGCCGUGCAAAGCUAGGCUUGCUGAUGAUCGCACCGCUUGGGUUUUCUGGUGCGAUGUGGCAUUGCCUGGAACAAAAGGUGAGUGGAAGUGUCCAAUGGUCAAAGUCCAGGAUUUGGCUGGCGAAGUCUCCGGAGAGUUUCCACUAACCAGUUCAGCUGAAGACCUUCUCAAAGAGGUGUUCAAAGACAAAGGGCAAGAUUUGGAUGCAGUUUAUUCCUUCGUGUUGGGCAGCACGAAGCUCCAGUGGGGUUUGCCUUUGGCUUCUCAAGGUGUUGAGCCAGGCAGCUCGUUGACCCUAGUUAAGGAGCCAGCUUCUUCCAAGGCCGGCGUGUACUCCUUCAACAUGAAGUCGUAUCCAGAAGAUCGCUAUUCUGAAUGGGAUGAACUUGAGCUUAUGGCAGACAAAACCUGCACUUGGGCAUACUGCACUGCAGGACCAGGGAGAUGCAGCACUGUCUCCACCUCCAGCAAGGACGUGAAGAAGCGUGGACGGUGGACCCUUGUCGGUCCAAAGGUCAUCGUAUCCUGGGAUGGAGGUGAGAUGCAAAACUUUAAUAACCUGGGCCACUGA